AUGACGUCCGAGGGACCGUAUUCCUUGGUGGCAUCGAAGGGUUCACUCAUGAACGAAGCGGCGUUUCCUCCACUUCCGUCGUCGUCGGCCCAUGUUCCCCCUCCACUGCAUCAGCCAUCAUCUCAACCCCACCAGCAACAGCAACAACAACCACCCCAACAACCCCAACCGCCUCAAAAGGGCCAAUUGGGCCAUAUCGUUCUCAGUAAUGUGCCAUUGGAUAUCUCGCCUCGAGAAGCCGCCGCAAUUUUUCUGUUGGUGUACGACGAUGUAGAGUCCGUCGAGGUGUCUGAAGACCACAAGGUGCACGCCUGGUUUAAAUCCGCCACCACCGCCGCUACAGCCGCACGCAUGCUCGAUGGCAGGGCUAUUUUUGGCGCAUCACUUGGUGCCAUUCGAGCCGAAUAUGAUGGGUCAAUGGCUGCUAGCACCGCGACCUCCGGUGUUGGUUUGUCGUCCAUGCUUGGCUCGUUGCGGUUAUCCAAUUCCGGCUUGCCGCCUCUCUCCAUCCAAACCAACCAACAACCCCAGCAGUUUGGUCCCGAGUCCAGCUCCGCGGCCCUGGCCGGUCCUCCUACCUCGGGCCACAGUUUCGAAGCAUUCCCCAAACGCCUGAGCGUGGGAAACCAACGGUCUCGGUUUCUUUUCAGCGAUCCGUUCACAUCGGGCGCCCCUGCAUCGGCAUCUGGCGGUUCUGGACCGUCCAUUGAUCUUUCUGAUAUUACCGGAAAGUCGCUUUUGCUCAUGGAGUCUCAAAGUGACGCUCGAGAAUACGAUAACCUUGUGCGCGAUCCCUGGCUGGCGUCCGUGGGUAACCUUCCUGCGGCCUCUGCGCCCCAGACUCCUGGAAUGUCUUCGUCUUUUGACUGGACCUCCAACCCAGCGUCGUCUGACCGUCGGAGAACCUCGUCGGCUUUCUUCAGUGGCUCAAACAAUAUCCACCCUAACCUUUCUAAUGGAGUCAUACCAAUGAUGCAAGGACUUCCUUCGCAGUUUAUGGAUAAUCAAAACUCUCAGGGCCAGUCCCCACAGAACCAAGGACCUGGUCAAAGUGUCAGCCAAUCAGCGGGCGCUGCUUCCCAACCUUCUAAAAGCCAAGGAAUGAACCCAUCCCAACCACAAACCUCCACCGGUGGCCAGUCAGCACCUUCGUCAUCUCAACAAAACCAAAGACAGCCUGCUGCCCCCACGCUAUCCACCACGGGAACGCCUACAUCUCAGCCUCAAUCUCAAUCUGGACAGUCUCUGCCUCCAGUGUCUGCUCAAGGUGCACAAACCAGUCUGGGACGCAAAGAUGUUCCUGACUUGUCGCUCCUCGCCCGUGUACCGCCUCCAGCAAAUCCCGCGGACCAAAACCCUCCAUGCAAUACUUUGUAUGUUGGAAACCUUCCUCCAGACGCUACCGAAGCCGAACUUCGGGCACUUUUCCUGCCCCAAAAAGGGUUCCGGCGUCUUUCAUUCCGCACCAAAAACCAGUCUUCUGCUGGCCCCAGCAGUGCUACUAGUCAUAAUCAUGGGCCCAUGUGCUUCGUUGAGUUUGAAGACGUCGCCCAUGCAACCCGUGCUUUGGCGGAGUUGUAUGGACGUGCACUUCCCCGUCCCAACGGAAGCAAUGGCAAAGGAGGAAUUCGGUUAUCAUUUUCGAAAAAUCCAUUGGGAGUUCGUGGACCAGGAAACCCCCGUCGAAGUUCGGCUAAUCAGGUACCAGGAACAGGUACAUCUACCACCAAUGCCAAUGGCGUGAGCUAUGGGUUCCAGUACCAGAAAUAA
This is a messenger RNA of Meyerozyma guilliermondii ATCC 6260, 1770 nucleotides long. RefSeq names its product mRNA-binding protein (gene WHI3). The transcript has a single exon. The coding region runs from base 1 to 1770 and encodes 589 amino acids. The record is from RefSeq and is a predicted model, not a curated record. Gene Ontology annotation, molecular function: mRNA binding. NCBI's taxonomy places the organism in Eukaryota, Fungi, Ascomycota, Pichiomycetes, Serinales, Debaryomycetaceae.